Messenger RNA from Diaporthe amygdali, 1725 nucleotides. RefSeq names its product choline dehydrogenase. NCBI's taxonomy places the organism in Eukaryota, Fungi, Ascomycota, Sordariomycetes, Diaporthales, Diaporthaceae. The record is from RefSeq and is a predicted model, not a curated record. Gene Ontology annotation, molecular function: flavin adenine dinucleotide binding; oxidoreductase activity, acting on CH-OH group of donors. The transcript has 7 exons. Bases 1 to 1725 code for a protein of 574 amino acids.
AUGGCUUCCUUGAAAAUCUUGCUCCUCUUACAGGCUGUACUUUUAUCGGUCAACCAUGCAACAGCAAAGCCCAUCUCCUUGAUUAAGAGACAGUCGGUUGAAGACGAAUAUGACUUCGUCAUCUGCGGAGGUGGAACGGCUGGACUUGUACUUGCUAACCGGCUCACCGAGUCUGGUAACCAAAGGGUCCUCGUUUUGGAGGCUGGUGGUAAGGCCGGGGGUGGAUCUAGCUCCACAAACGGUCUGUAUUACGCCCGAGGAAGUGCGAGUGUCUACGAUGAAUGGGUUGCUUUGGGUAAUCCAGGAUGGGGUUGGGACGAUGUGUAUCCCCUCUUCGUCAAAAGCACCCACCUCAACAAGCCUGAGGACGCUGUAUAUGCCCAGGCCAAUGGCUUUGACCAGACUUUCCAAACAUAUGAAGCCGACGCUUAUGGCGACGGACCCCUUCAGCUCAGCUACCAAGGCUACGUUCCUGACUCCAAUGUCGGCUUCAUGCGCGCACUCGAAGCAAUCAACGUUUCGAUCGUGAACGAGCUGAACACCGGAAAUCCAACGGGAGUUAAGCAGGGGUUGGGCACACUGGAUAACAGACUGCGUCGGAGCUCUAGCUUUGAUAGCUUCUACCGACAGGCCCAAAAUCGAUCUAACCUGGACGUUCUUUUCAACGCACCUGUCUCAGAAUUGGUCAUGGACACGGAGGGUGACACCCCUACCGCAACUGGAGUCGUCUUUGUCGACCAGAGUACCGGGUUGAUCCACCAAGUUAACGCAUCAAAGGAAGUCAUCCUGAGCAUGGGUGCUUUCCAUUCCCCUCAGAUGUUGAUGCUCUCGGGUAUCGGGCCCGCCUCAGAGCUCGACGCCUUCGGAAUUACGCCGCUGGUUGUGAACGAGAACGUUGGACGCAAUUUGAACGAUCACAGUGUAUUCAGCAUCAUGGCCACUGCCCGACCUGAGUCCUCUACAACAGAAAUGGCUGCGACCGUGCAGAACCUGCAGAAUGCUCAAGCUCAGUACUUCCAGAACUUAUCAGGGCCAUAUACUGCCCCCUCUGGUAUUACCAAUGGCUUCCUAAAAUUCUCAGAAGACGAACUUGAAGCCCUCAAUCUGACCGAGAUCAUCACUCGUAAUCUCGCUAGUCAGAAUCAUAUCGAGUUUCUUUACGAAAGCGUGUGGUAUCCCUGGAUUCCAACACCUUUCUAUGCACCUCGAGACAAUGAAUCUUACAUCUCGCUUACCGCGAGCUCCAUGGUACAGCUAUCACGAGGGAACGUCAGUUUACGAUCAAGUUCCAUGUCUGACCCGCCCGUGAUCAAUCCAAACUACUACACCGAAGAUACCGGAACAGACCGGGCUGUCGCCAUAGAGUCAUUCCGGGAUCUGCGUCGGAUUCUCGCUGAUCCAGAGCUGUCACAGUACACCGUUGGGCCAAACAAUGGCGAGGUGAGCCCGGGAGUUGAAAACGUGUCUGAUGAUGAUGAGGAUGCUAUCUUCGAAUAUGUUAAGGCCAACACAUUUCCAAACUGGCACGCUUCUGGUACCGUGCAGAUGCUGCCUCUUGAGGACGGUGGUGUCGUCGAUCCUCGCUUGAGGGUUUACGGAGUUGACUCGUUGAGGGUCAUCGACUGUAGUGUGAUGCCGAUUUUGCCGGAUGUCAAUAUUCUUGCUUCUGUGUACAUGAUUGCUGAGAAGGGAUCAGAGCUGAUCAGAGAGGACUGGGAUGAUUAA